GUUGUUGACGUCCUAGCGCCAGCUGUCAGCAGCACCAGCUAGCUGAACUUGUGCCGUUUUUUGCACUCUUCAUUCAGAUUUUAACGAUUUCUAUAAAUGUGCUUGCAACGGUGGAAAUUUUAUCACUAGCCUGUUUGAACCAAACUUGGCUGUACGACCGGUCACAUAUUUGUUUGUGUAUUUUUUAUUGUAUCUUUUUGUCGCGUCGUCGUCUCGAUUUGAAUAACUGUAGCACGCUAGCUUGUUGUUAGCUACAGCCACAUUUGGUUCUGCUCUGCAGACAUAUCCCCUAUUUGGAAGUCAUUGUUUACUGUCCCAGAGCUAAGUUACUUAAGGAGUAUUUUAACCAUGCGAUUAUUAAAUAUUUCACUGCACUCGUAUAAUGUCUUAAGUCUUGGUUUUAGUAAAAAAUGAGUUUAUGUUAAAGGCGAGGAACAGAAAAUAGAUUUUAACCUAAUCUUAUCCGAAUGCCUUUUAUUUUAUUUGACCUCAAUUGUAUUUUAAAUAUUACAUUGACCUUUUUAGUUGUAUUGUAAUCAAUAACAAAUAAUCGAACAUGGAUAAGAAAUCUUUCGACAUCGUCUUGGAUGAGAUAAGAAAGUGCGUCCUUACGGACCAGCGGAUCAGAGCCAUAGAGCAGGUUCAUGGAUAUUUCUCCAGUGAGCAGGUGAUGGAAAUCCUGAAGUACUUCUCAUGGGCAGAACCGCAGAUCAAAGCAGUUAAAGCACUCCAGCAUAAAAUGGUUGCAAUCCCUACAACCAAAGUUGCAAACAUUCUGAACUGCUUCACUUUCUCCAAGGACAGACUUGUUGUCCUGGAAUUAAUAGCUUUGAAUAUUUUAGAUGCUCAGAAUUAUCGACCAGUGGAGGAUCUGUUCCGGAUACACGCAUCUGAGAAGAAGCGGGCUCGCAGGAUAUUAGAGCAGGUUUGUAAGGUUGGUUGCAAGGCUCCUGUCGCCAUGAUCUCAUCCUGUGGAAUGAUUCCGGGAAAUCCAUACCCUAAAGGGAGGCCCAGCUUGGUCACUGGCACUUUUCCUGGAAUCCUCCCAAUUAAAAAAGACAGUGAGAAAAAAGAAGAUGGCUCCAAUAGUAUGGAGGGGAAAGGAAUUGCUUCCAGGAUUAUAGGACCUUUCAAACCUUUUCCCUCAACUUACAACCCUCAUCGACCUGUUCCUUACCCUAUCCCACCCUGCCGGCCUCAUGCCACCAUCGCACCAAGUGCGUACAACAACGCAGGCCUUGUUUCUGUGGGAGGGGUCAUAACAGCCAACGUGCCCCCUCCCCCGUACCACUCUUCUCACAAAAUAGCAGGUUACACCAAACCUGGGAAUCCACAGAACACCACACCUGGAGUCAACAGUGGGCCACUUCUCAUUCCUCAUGGGUCCACUCCUUCUACCCCUGCCCCACCCCAGGCUUCACCUUCUCAGCCACCUCCCCCAACUACCCCAAUUACACCAGUUUUUCCAGGGAUGGUACCUUCCCACAACUUGAAUGCCCCCUCUCCUUCCCCAGCUCCAUCUCCAUCUGUGAUCAAAGCUGGACCCCAUACCCCCAGUGGUCAAGUCACACCUACACCUUCGUCUGUCAUUAAAGCCCACACCCCUUCGGGGACUCCUUGUGGAACUCCUGUCCCAAGCAAUGGGGGUUUUUCCUCUUCCCCCUUCCAUGGCCUUUCACGACCAGGGACUCCUGCUGCCUCCCGUAGUGGCCAAGACUCCCAGUCGCAGUCAAAUUCCAUCGGUUCAGCUCAGCAGAGGGCCUAUUCCCAGUCUGCGGACCAGCAGUCAGGGCCCAGCUUCUCCGGCAUGCACCCACAAGGAGGUAACCCAUCUGGUUCAGUGAUCCGAAGUUAUACCCCUUCCCCUCUCACUCCUGGGUCUUCUACUCCAGUUAUCCCAAACUGUUCCACCCCGGGACCCAGUCCAAAACCCUCCCCUGUCCACCCAGGCCAGGCUCAAGCUCAGGGUGUUGUGGCUGGAUCCCUGAACAGACAUUCUGGGGGCAGCAACAGUGGCAGUAACAGCCCCGUACCCUCAGCCUUUAAGGGCACGUCUCGUUCUGGUACGCCGUCAGUCAGCCCACUGGUGACACCUAGUUCAGCUCAAGCUGCCCUUGCACGUUCUUUGGGUCUGACACACCCCUCAGGUUCUCCUCAAGUGUCUCUCCCUACUCAGGUUGCUAUCGCUGGCCUCCAAGCAAUAUCUGCCAGCCCCGCUGCAACUCAUUAUCCAGGUCUGUCCCCUUUUCCGGCGCUGUCUUCUUCUCUUCCCUCUGCCACCAUUCCUACAUCAGUGCCUACAGUGCCUCCCUCCACCAACCAUCCACCGUCUUCUGUCUACCAGGGCUUAGCCCCUGGCGCUGCCCCCUCUGCAGCUUCACCUUUCGCUCUAGGCCUCACCUCUGCCCCCUCUAUAUUCCCAGGCCUUUCUGCUGGGCCUAACCCCACAAGCUUUCCUGGACUGGCUGUAUCAGGUGGGGGCGGCACCAGGAGCCCUGUAUUGCCUUCAUUCAUGGGACUAUCAGGAGCCACUCCAUCCUCAGUUGCAUCUGUGGCCCCGCUGCAGGCAGCCACAGUUGGGGUUCCCUCUUCAUCACCAGUGUUACCAGGGUUUGCAUCUGCUUUCAGCUCCAAUUUCCAGCCAGGUUUGAGCGGCGCGCUCCAGGCUCCUGGAGGCAGUGGAUUCCCUGGUUUACUCUCCUUCCCUCCAGUACCAGGCUUCCCUCCCUCUGCCUCCGCUGCUGCUCUCAGCGGCCUCCACAACCCGUCGAUGUCGUCUGCUCUACUUCAGGCUCAUUCUACAUCUGCACUAGAGAACUUUCCUCCUCAACCCAACUACCAUCCUGGUCCUGGAAACCCCUUCUCUCUCCAGCCAGGACUACAUCCCCAGUUGGGCUGGCAGUGAAACAUGCCGUUCAACACAUUCAAACUUAGACCCUGACCCCGAUGCCUUGCCUCUCCCUGUCCUCUUAGGAGGUAAUGUGUCACUGGCCUUGAACCCUCAGGACUACAAAACAGCACUGUUGCAUUUCUGUGUGUGUUACAGAAGAACCGUCUAAAUUGAAGAAACACUAGUCUGGAUAAGUAUGGCAUACUUGUAAUAAAUAGUAGGUAGGAGUUGUAAAUAACAGCAACAAAGUUGUGAGGUUUAACACAUAGAUUGUGACUAGUUGAAACAAUAGCUUGGACUUGCCUGUUUUUAAUAAUUAUUAUGAACAUUUAUUACAGAAUUAUGCAAAAUAUGACAAAUGUAAAAUUAUAGCUUUCAUGAUUAACUGUUUUAUAUGAUUCAGCAGGAAAGCGAAUGGACAUAUAAAUUAUGUCGUUUACCUGUUAUCACAAUGUGAACUUACCACCGACCUGCUGCUUGUGAAAUGAAUUUUUACAGGAAUAAUUAUGAUGUUUGUGCAGUUUUGGUCAGUGUAAUGUCUAAGGUCAUUUUGAUCUGGAAGGAAUGUGUUUGUGUGAUAGAAAAUAUCCCAGGCCUGAAAAGUCAGGAAGAGAUAUGAAAUAACAUUUGCAACUAAGUAUUGAAAUGCCUCAGGUGUGGACAGUUCCUGAACACACUCAUAGGAAUCCAGCAUGAAAUGAGCCAAGAGAUCUGCACAAGUGGAAGAAAAGGACGCCAUUUUGUAAAACAUCCAAAUAGACACCAGUAUAUAUAAAAUCCUAUAAAAGGCCCUGCGACCAUUAAAAAGUAGCAGACUUUCUGUAAUGUACCUUGUAAUGAGUACACAGAUGUGCUGAAUAAAUCUCCUCCCAGUUGGCCUGAUUGGAGCAGAGAUUCGGGUCCUGUGUGAUGAUUUUUAUUUUAUAGGUUUGCUACUUUUUCACUCUUCAACAGAUUCAGUCUUGUAAAUAUUUUCUGUUGUGUGAAGAGUGGGAGUGUUACAUCUUAAAAAAUGAUUUUUGGCAGCUUUGGUCAAGUUUUGGACUUUUGAUGUAUAUAUCUGUGAGUAUUUUACUGUCAUUCCCUUUUUCUUUUUUUUUUUACAAACUUAGUCUGACUAUUCCUGUACAGUAGUAUUUGACCAGAUAUACAGCUACAUGACAUAAUGUAGAAUACCAAUGAAAUGCUAAUUUAUCUCAAUAACUGAAUUCAAUUUGAUUGGAUUGAAUUAAAUGAUUUUCAAAUGAAAGACAUUUACUUUCAAAUGAAGAAACGAGUAGCUCUUUAGCUUUGACAGGAUGCUGUCAUCAUUGUCCCUGUUUUAGGGACAGUGAUGCUACAGUUGUAUCCCAUGUAUUGGGUGUAUCUGUCUGUGUGUCACGGCUGUUGAAGGUCUUACCCAAUGACAUGGGAUCCAACUGUCUGUACGAAUAUCACCUAAACUUUUAAGUGAGUUUUGAUUCACAACCAUCUCGAGAUUUCCAGCUGAGUUUCACUUUUUGAUUUGAUUAAAUAAUUUAACUUCAUGAUCAUCAGAUCAUUUACUGAGAGGAAGAUGAACAGUGAUGUUUAUGUUCUUCACACACCUGGUAACACAAGGCUGAUUGAUGUGUUUAUGAAUUGUUCAUACCAUUUUUUUCUUUAAAUUAAAGGAACAAAUUAUG
Messenger RNA from Gambusia affinis (western mosquitofish), 4554 nucleotides. It is a transcript of the gene proser1, whose product is annotated as proline and serine rich 1. The record is from RefSeq and is a predicted model, not a curated record. Bases 557 to 2905 code for a protein of 782 amino acids. The transcript has 12 exons. NCBI's taxonomy places the organism in Eukaryota, Metazoa, Chordata, Actinopteri, Cyprinodontiformes, Poeciliidae.